AUCGUCAGGUGGCAGCGAUUCCUCCAAUACCAGCCAACCAUCCGGACUCACUCCCUCUCUCUCCUUUGCCGUUUUAUCUGUUACUUCUUAUUCUUCCAUUUUCUUGGGCACCAAAAACAUUUCCUCCUCACCUCCCACCCUCCCUCUCUCACUGUCAAGCAAGCGCUCUGCACUUCAAUCUUCAGCUAACAAAACAUGGUAUACACAUCUGUCUAGCUAGACAGAUAUAUAUAGCACACUUUGAGGAAGCAGGCCCAGAUUCUGUUUUGUUGAACAUCUGUAGCAAUUUGAGUACAUGUUACUAGACUUUGCCUGAGAAAAUGUUUAUUCUUCUUCGUUGAUAGAGUAGUGACAACAUGGAUAGGAGAGUGUUUGAUGAUAGAAGAAGAAUUGGGACAGUGAAGGCAGCUGUUAAUAUGUAUGGAGAAAGAAUUCUUGAAAGUAGUAGUUCUUCACUGAAGAUACCAGCCCAGAUGGAUUUGCCUGAGUCUUCCUCAAGAGCUAAAGAGCUGCACAUGGCAAAGAGAGACUUGGUAAGAUAUAAAGAGAAUAGAAGGGCUGCGGAGUCGGCUAAAGUGAAAGCAGAAUCAGAGCUCUCGGAUGCGAAAAGAACGGUGAAAGAGCUUGUUUUACAGAUUGAGAAAUCAAAUUUCAAGGUAAAAGCUCAGGUGAGAGACAUGGAAAGGUUAAACAAGCUGAGUAAGCUCCAAGAUAUGGCUUUAAUUGUUGGGAGUGAUGAGAGCCAUCAGUAUGCAGUAGUGAUAAGGGAGUUGGAAGGUGUGAAGCAAGAACUGAGUAAACUUAAGCUUGAGAUGGCUUCUGUUUUGGAAGCGAAAACUCGGGCAGAGAAGGAAAUAGCAACCUCAAUUUCUAAAUUAUCGUCUAAUAUGAGCCACGCGGAAGCACUCAGGAAGAAGAUUGAUGAGGCAAAUGAGGAACAAGUGCUAGUUGAGUUGGCACAGAUUGAGGCCUUUAAAGAAUUUGGAGGAAUUCAAGCUCAAAGAGAGAAAGAAGCGAGAGAAUUCUCGUCCGCAAUGCAGGAAAGUAAGAAAAAAACGAAGAAUGUCAAAGAGGAAAUCAGUAGCUCUACAGAUCUUGAGUCGAAAUUGGCUGUUACAUUAUAUGAAGUGAAUUUGAUACAGCAUGAACUAAAGCUUGCUAAAGGUAAGGACGCAAAGGUACAAAGAAAUGACAGCAUGAAGCAUCUGGGAGGCAGUUUUCGGGAAGGCAAGCAAUUGGAGGAUUCCUCUUUACUGAAAUCCAUAACUGAAGAAUUGCAGGCAACUAAGAAAGAAUUGGCUUCAACUAGGGAAGAGGGUUUUCAGUUCAUGACCUCAAUGGAUAUCUUAAGGAAUGAGCUGAAGUAUGUCACAGAAGAGACAGUUCAGUUAAAGAAAGCGAAAGAGAAAGCUGAUAUAACUGCUCAAAAUCUUAAUUCAAAGCUCCUGAGAGCAAAGUCUAAAUUGGAAACCGCAACUGCAGUUGAGGGGAAGGCAAGAUCAACUUUAUCCAGUCUGUCUGUGACACUUGAACAGUUGAAGACCGAAGCGGAGGUAGCAAGGAAAGAGAAGAAGCUUAUCCGCGAAGAAACUGCAGAAAUCAAGGCAGAAAUCCGCAAUACUGAUUCUCAAAUAGACCUCACUAAAGAAAAAUUGCAGCACGCAAUUCAGGAGCUUGAUGCAGUCAAAAAGUCAGAGUCUUCAGCUCUUCAGAAUCUGAAAAAUGUUAUUGAGAACACCAUGAGAUCUAGAGCUUCUGCUUCUCAACAUAGUUCGUCGAUUACUAUCUCAAAGUUUGAGUACGAGUAUUUAACUGGACAUGCAGCCAUGGCUGAAGAAAUUGCAGACAAAAAGGUAGCUGCAGCUCAGGCAUGGAUUGAAGCAUUGAAAGCCAGUGAAAAGGAGAUAUUGAUGAAAAUUGAACUAGCUCAUGGAGACAUCAGAGAAAUAAGGGUGGAGGAAGAGAAAGAGAUAUAUAGAACUGAGAGUUCCCUAUCUGCUAAAAGAAUGGUAGAGGGAGAGCUUCGAAAAUGGAGACAUGUGAGCAAGAAAAAUACAGAAACCGAGAACCAGCAACAGCCAUUCCCAAGGAAAUCCAUGAAAGCUAAUGGCAAUCUGACUCCAUCAAGACGUUCAAAGCUUCGAAAUUCUGGUUCUCCAUCAGCUCUAAUGACUCCUCGGAUAACUCCUAGAUCAACUUCUAUUGCUAUCAGGAAGAAAAGAACAAUUGUGCCAAAUUUAGCCAAGUUAUUCAACGGAAAAAAGGUUGACAAGGAUCCAUAAAAUGUUUCAAAUUUGUUACGGCUAUGUGCUGUUAUCUUUUUUCUCCUUGACAUUUUGAUUCAGUUCAAGAAAAAAAAAUAAAAAAUAGCUGCAUACAGCGAGCAUUUGGAUCAAAAGUUCCUAAGAAGUGCUAGUCUUCCAAGUUUCAUUUGCCUUCACCCUCAUGCAUUGGGAACUAGCAACUGUGGGUUGUGUGUGAACCAAUCAUGCAGAAUAGCUGCAGAUUGUGUGAACGGAAUUCACCAGUUAACCGAAUGUCUUAAACAAGGCAGACAUGAUAUGAAAGUUCUUGUGCAAAAAUAUAAAUCAUAGUUCAGUGAAGAAAUCUAAAUCAUAGAUUUCUGAUGUGGUCUGUUUUGAUUUUGGAUAUACCAUUUUCUUGAUUUCUAUUAGCA
Messenger RNA from Populus euphratica (Euphrates poplar), 2677 nucleotides. RefSeq names its product protein PLASTID MOVEMENT IMPAIRED 2. The transcript has 3 exons. Bases 357 to 2282 code for a protein of 641 amino acids. NCBI's taxonomy places the organism in Eukaryota, Viridiplantae, Streptophyta, Magnoliopsida, Malpighiales, Salicaceae. Gene Ontology annotation, biological process: chloroplast avoidance movement; chloroplast accumulation movement. Gene Ontology annotation, cellular component: cytosol. The record is from RefSeq and is a predicted model, not a curated record.